CAAAAAAAUGAAACACAGCUAUUGUUGGUUCAAAGAAUUUAAAUACGUUUGAAAUAUAUAAUACACUUAAGUUUGUGCAUUAAAAUUAAAAUCUUAGUUUGGACAAAAUUAGAAAAAGUAAUUUUCAAAUUUACACAACUCAAUUACAUUAAAUGAAUGAAAUAAAGUUGUGUUGCUUCUGCAGUACCGCACUUUGAUCAGCAGGUGGAGCUGCACAUGCGCAUGCGCAGAUAGAACGCACAUGGUUCACUCUCCUGAUUACGGUCGGCCAUUUUCUGCAUUAACGUCUUGUGAACAAAAUUACUUUACAAGCGGAGAAAACGGAGAAGGUUUUGUCUAUAUGUGGAGACACAGAGUUUGGAAGUUAUGCCUCAGGAGUCCCACAAGUGGCUGUGCAGAGAUUGUGGCUCAUUUCACACAUCCAGAUCAACGCUUUUAAAACACUUCAGAAAGGUUUGAUGUAAUGGAUAGCACAGCCAAGCUUCUAGUAAUCUUGGGAGAUAACGACUGUGAAAGGUUAAUUCUCCCAACUGGUAUACCAGACUCAUUGAAUGACCUUAAAAGAGAAAUCCAAACACAACUUGGAGUACAUGAACAUUUUCGAAUACAAUUCAAAGAUCCCGAUUUUAAUGAUUUUGUUAACCUCAGUUCAACUUCAGACAUACAGGACAGAGCCACACUUAAGGUGAUUCAGUUGCCUUCAUCUACAAGUAGCUCUUCUGCUCCAUCUGUGCCAGAAGUAAUUGAGACAUCUUCGGGCUCAUCCUGUGACACAGACAUCAUUUCAUCUUCACAUUCAUCUGCACCUUCCUCAUCCUCACAUUCAUCUGCACAUUCAACUCCAGAAUCUCUGUGCUGUGUUAGAAAUAAGGUAUGGCCUCAAAGUUUUCCAAUACCACAGUUUAGUUUUGAUGCUGAGAUGCAACUGCAAAAAGCUCAGCUGGCUUAUCAAACGGAUGGUACUCUUCUCAGCCCCAAUACCAAGCUGAAGUCUGACAUUUUAGAUGCUUUAGCUGCAGAAAUAAUAAAGUACAAGGCAUACCCCUCAACUGCAGAUCUUGAUGAUGUAGCUUCUGCUUUGGUACAGAAGUUCCCUUGCCUCAAAGAAAAAGGCUCUGCAAGUGGCUACUAUGGCUGGAAAAUAAGUUUAAAAUACAAGAUGGCAAACUUCCGAACAAAAUUGAGGAACAUAGGAUGUUCUGAGCUAAACAUCAACUCACACAAGCGAAAAGGAUCAGUGGGAAGUCCUAACCAAGUGAAGAAACCUAAAAAAGCUGAGGUAAACUAUUGUCCGGAUUACCCACUGGGAGAAACAAAAGAAACACUUGAACAUCAAAGAAUUGCACUACUGUCUGAGGUGACUAAAAGAAACAAUGAGCAGGUUAUCAGGGGGCUGAUGGACAGAACAUUUUCGCUUAGAAGACAUGAGGUGGUUGAAGAUUUGCCUGGCAUUGGUGAAUUUAAGAAUAGAUGGCCAGCACUGUUUAAUGAACGAGAGGUUUCUGCAGAAUUCAGUAGGAUUACAACAAUCCCUUUGGUGUCCAAAUUCAUGGGUCAGCUCGAUCAUUUCUCAACUCAGCUUAUCAGUGUUUUCAGAAAGAAAGGAGGAGCAGCAGGACAGAAGAUCAACAACAUCAUGUCAGUUUUGGAUCAGAAUGUUUCCAUCGAAAAAAGACGUGAAUGCAUCCUAAAAGCACUCGUUGUUUAUGUGAACGAAGACCCCUCAAACCUUGUGAAGGAGUACAUGGAUGUUGAACAUGAAGAAGCCCAAACCUUGAUGCGCAACACCACCCUUGGAAUCUAUGUCAUCAACCCUGAAGGGGCACAUGCUACAGACCCCUACCAAGAUGUUGGCAUCAUCAUUGAAGGCAUCAAAAUACUUGAAAACCUUAACAAUGUGGCACAUGCGUGUUCUAUGAUGCUUGGUCUGAUUUAUGCAUUCAACUUGGCCUACCCGCAAGAUUUGAGGUACACUUUUGAGAUAUUUCAAAAGCUUUUGAUGGAGCUAGAUGCCAACAAGCUGUCAAACAAGGUCCAUGUCCUAAAAAAUAAGCUUCUUUUCUAAGUACUAAGUUGAGGUCAGGAUCAAGUGAUGGUACUUGUUUCCACAAUGUUACACUGCAUAAAAUUAUUUUCAAGAAAAUUCUUAGUAUUUUUGUCUUGUUUUCAGUAAAAAUAUCUACAAAAAUUUUAAUUAAGAAAAUAACUCUAGUUUUUAGACCAAAAAUAUCAAAUUAAAUUUAUUUUUAUUUUUUUACUGAAAACAAGACAAAAAUACUAAGAUUUUUUUUCUUGAAAAUCAUUAUACUCAGUAUACUGUUGACUGUUACAGUACAUUUGUUCCAGUUCUGCCAUGUUACAGUUCUUUCGGUAUUUCUUGUUUUAAAUAAAUCCAUUGUUACUUUUCCCAAUUUAAAGAGGGGAAAAGAGAGACUUUUCUCCCACUUAAUUUCAUUUAUAGGCAAUGUGCUUUUAUUUUCUGUAUUUUAUUGUAUUUUGCUUUUAAUAAGGAAAUGGAAUAGUUUUAAAAAUACAGAUUUUGAACAAAUAAAUCUUGUUGGACAUUUGUGUUCUUAAAUGCAUUCAAUAUAUUUACUGUAUAUUGUUUACCUAAAAUAGUAAGAGAAAACAGUAAGACAUUGUUUACAGAGUUAAGAUUUUGCAUACAUUUUUAUUGUUAAAAAUGUGUAAAAUUGUUUUACUUGCAAUAAGAAGAGAAAACAG
Paramisgurnus dabryanus is the source of this 2724-nucleotide messenger RNA. Its product is annotated as sterile alpha motif domain-containing protein 3-like. NCBI's taxonomy places the organism in Eukaryota, Metazoa, Chordata, Actinopteri, Cypriniformes, Cobitidae. The record is from RefSeq and is a predicted model, not a curated record.